AAUUUUAAAGAAAUAAUGAAAAACGGAAAAAAAGAAGGAGAAGAUUCUCGUUUUGUUUGUUUCGAUCACAUCCGCUUUUGGGUUGGAAAUGCUAAGCAGGCUGCUCAUUGGUAUCGUAUAAAUUUUGGUUUUAAAACAUUUGCAUAUAGAGGACUUGAAACUGGGAGUAGAAGAACAGUAGCCCAUGCAAUAAAGCAGGGAAAAAUAAUUUUUGUUUUUGAAUCCCCUCUUUUGCCAAAUAAUGAAGAAAUUGGGAAACAUUUAAAUAAACAUGGAGAUGGUGUAAAAGAUGUUGCUUUUGAAGUAGAUAAUUUGGAUUGGAUAGUUGAACAAGCAAAAAUAAAUGGAGGGAAAAUUGUUGAAGAUGUAACUGAAGAUACGGAUGAAAAUGGAUCUGUUAGGGUGUAUGGAGAUACAGUCCACACAUUAAUUGAUCGAAGUAAAUAUCGUGGAGUGUUCCUUCCCGGAUUUAAACCAGCAAAUGAGGAAACAGAAAAUGAAUUUAAUUUUCCUCAACCAGAACUGAAGUUUAUAGAUCAUUGUGUGGGAAAUCAACCAGAUUUGACUAUGGAAAGUGUGGCACAAUGGUAUGAAAGAGUACUUGCUUUUCACCGUUUUUGGUCAGUAGAUGAUUCUGUUAUUCACACAGAAUAUUCGGCCCUCCGUUCAAUUGUAAUGGCAAAUAAAGAGGAAACAAUAAAAAUGCCUAUAAACGAACCAGCAAAAUCAAGAAAAGCAGUCUCUCAAAUACAAGAAUUUGUUGAUUAUUAUGGAGGGGCCGGUGUUCAACAUAUUGCUUUAAAUACUUCAAAUAUAAUUAAAGCAAUUGAAUCACUUAAAUUUAGAGGAUUACAAUUUCUUUCUAUUCCAGAUUCUUAUUAUUUAAAUUUGAGGGAAAGAUUAGAAGCUGCUAAAAUGAAAAUUGAAGAAGAUAUUAAUAUAUUACAAAAACUAAAAAUUCUUGUUGAUUUUGAUGAGAAUGGUUAUUUACUACAAAUAUUUUCAAAACCCUGUCAGGACCGCCCAACACUUUUUAUUGAAAUAAUUCAACGUCAUAAUCACCAAGGAUUUGGAGCUGGUAAUUUUAAAGCAUUAUUUGAAUCAAUUGAAACAGAACAAAAUGAAAGAGGAAAUCUUUUUUAUGAAAAUGUGGAGAAAGGAGGGAAGAAAGUUGAUAAAAUAUAA
Molecule: messenger RNA, 1185 nt
Organism: Meloidogyne enterolobii
Lineage: Eukaryota; Metazoa; Nematoda; Chromadorea; Rhabditida; Meloidogynidae
Source: the annotation of a GenBank genome assembly